GUGCCAGAUCUGUAAUUCUGGCCAUGAAUAUACUGGGUGAUAACGUUUGCCGGAUCCGUAAAGCUUAUGACAUAAAUGGGAAUUGUCAAGUGGCCAAUGUGUGGAGCAGAUUCCAAUAGUAUCGUUUAGUAUUAUACUAUUAUGUAUUCAAAAUAACAAAAGCAAAAUUUGAUAUUUAAUUACAUUAAAAAUUUGGAGACUGUCUCGUCGAAUUAGGUGUGAAUAAUAAUGUAUAAAAAGAUUUAUUAUGAAAUUUUAACAAGAGAUUCUUUGAGCUUAUUCCAAUGUAUUAUUAUACUCAUUUUUAAAUUUAAUUAAAAAUCGUAAAAAUCAAACUCGUCAAAUUAAACCAUUAAAUUAUGUAUACAUCAAGAAAUCUAUUAUUAAAAUAUUAAAUUUUAACAAGAAAUUUCUUGAGCGUAUUCCAAUGUUAUAUCAUUUAGCAUUGUUGCUGUUUAAAAUUAUACGCAAGCAUUAUAUAGCGUUUGAUGCAUUAAAAAUUACAAUCUUUGGAUUAUCAUUAUCAAAUUAUUAUAGAUAUGAAUAUGUACAAACAAGAGUUUCAAAGUUAAAUUUUGUCGAAAGAUUCUUUCAAAUUCGUCGCCAUUUACAAAUAUAAAAAACCCAAGAGAUAAAAUGAGGCACCCUAUAGAGGAAUCCUAUAUAGAGGUGUUAUUGCGAGAGGAGAUCUUUGAAUCACUUUGUUCCCGUUUUAAGCAUCUGUGACCUAUCUUUUUGUUUCUUUUUGGAAGGUUAAUGCAGCAGUACAUGAGGAUGAAAAAUGAAGAGAUGCUCGGAUACUAUUCGAGUGUUUUACGUGUGAAAAAUGAAUGCAAAAUACGAAUGCAAGCUCAAAGUAUACGGUCAAAAUUUUGUGAGUUAGAAAGGAUGAAUGUAGGCUAAGAUAAUAUUAAAUAGUAAAUGUAAUAUUAGCGUGUUAAUAUAUAUUUUCUCUAAAUAAAAAUAUAUAUAUGUAUAUAUAUAUUUUUUUCUUUUAUAUUUAUUAAUAUAAUUUAUGUUUAAUCUUAUCUUUUAUUAAUUAUAUAUGUAAUAACAUGAUCUUUUCUUAUUUGUUAUUUUAAAUAAUAAAAUGGGAUAAAUAUAGCAUGAAAUAGUUAAUAUAUUAAAAGUAAACAUACGAUAUUCGAAAAUAUUUAUAAAAAGUUAUGAAUUUAACUUAUUGAUAUUAAAGUUCACUUAUGUUACAUAUAAUAUUAAUAAUCAUGAUAAAACAAAUUUCUUAUUUGAAAGUCCGCCAUUUGCCUUUCUACUUGAAGAUACUCGCAAGUGCGAAAAUUAAAGCAGAGAACUUCAGACGUGUUAAUUAAUAAUUGUGUUUCAAGACAAAAAUAUAUUUUAAAAUAUGGAUAAUGUAAACAUAUAAGUCAUUUCACGUCAUAAUUUAAUUAUUAUUCAAAUUUUUUAUUUGAAAACUUGCUGUCUUUCUUAUAUUUGAAGACAAUUGCAAACGUGAAAAUUAAAGUAGAUAAUUUCAGACGUGCGUCUCGCGUUAAUUGAUAAUUUUACUCCAAGGCGAGAGCACACGUAUCUCAAAUUAUGGAUGAGAAAAACAUACCAAGCAUGCAAGAUGUCUCUCAAUUAGAGCGACAAUUCCGUGAAAAAUUCUACGAGUUACAAAGCAACACGGAUACUCUACAGACAAUGCAGAAGGAACUUCUGGCAGCUCGUCACGCUUUAUACAGCAAAGAGUUGGAAUUGGAAAAAGAGCGCGGUAUUUCUCACGAAUUAAGGAUGCGUUUGAGAGCGGUCACGGAGAUGGUGAACGAAUCGCAGCAGCAGCAAACAAAAAAUCAGGUCGAAAGCGUUCAGCUGCGAAUAAAAUACGACGCGAUGGCAAAGCAAUGCGAAUCCCUGACGAGUCAGGCCGUGACCGCGAAGAUACGCGAGGCCGAGUGUACAUUAAAAAUUCGAAGCUUAGAGGAAAAGCUGAGUCAGAAGGAUGCGAGCAACAAAAUAAUGGAACAGGCUUUAAAGAAGCUCCAACAUGAUAAUUUGCGCGUUAUUAACACUAUCGAUCACAAUAUCGCGAAACUUAAAGAGGAGCAUCAAUAUCUGCAAAAAUUUUGCGAACAGAUUAUUAGCCUCAAUCAACGCUUACAAGCAGUGGGUCUAUGCACGCACGCGAUACAUCAAAAGGAUAAAACGAGAAUUAAAGAUUUGGAAUGUAUGCUAGCUUCGAUGACGAUCAGGAACGCAGAUUCCGCAGAAGAAUCUAAAAAUUACGGCACUUAUGCAAAGAUAGGAAAAUCAUCUCCACCAUCCAUAUGAAGAACAACACAGGAUAGGAUUUUAUCAAUAAAUAUACUGACACAUGUUAUAUACAGGAUUAAUAAAAAAUGUAUUAUAAUAAUCGUUCGUAUAUUUAAGUAUAAGUUGAACAAGUUCGGAUGGUAAAAAUGCAAACUUACAGGACACGUCAUGACAACUAGCAAACGAAAGAAAUUUGUUUUCUUUUUCUUUUCUUUUUUUAAAUACAGAUCCCUGUAAACGAAUCUACUUCCAUAUGCAAAGUAAAUCCGUCGGAAGAUAAAUUUCGCGUAUUCAUGCUCGUCACUCUCUCGUUUUCUUUCUUUUAGACCUAAUAAAAAUUCUAUGACUAUUCGUGAUAUAACAAAAUUGUCUCUAUAAAGUUCUUGUUCAAUUCAUCACAAGGCAUUUUAGUUACAUCAGCUCUAGUACACUUUACGUUUUUCCCAUUAAUUUUGUGAAAAAGCUAUAUUUGCUUAAUAACAGUAUAAAAACGAUCGUGAUACCUAUACUGCUUAAUCUUAUUUAUUUUUUCUUACUUUUAGUCAUUGUAUGUGAUGUUGUACGGUGUGUGAUGUAUGUUUCUAAAUAUAUUUUUUUUCAUAGACAUAUGGUCCUCUGAUAAAAAAGAAACACACACAAUGUAAAUCGCAAUGAAAUAUGAAUUGCAGAAUUUCGUGCAUAAAAAAUUGUAUACUUUAUCUCAUUGCCAUAAAAAUUAAGUAACAUGUACUUUUACACUUAAAAGUGAUUUUUCGAUAAAAACAAAUCAACCAUUACCUUUGAUAAGAAAACCAGAGGAGAAGUUAAAUAUAUUUAAAAUAUCAUAUGUGACACGAUAUUUUCAUCUGAUUUAAUAAAUUACCUUAUAAAUUUUUAAGAGACACAAUAAGAUACAGAUCACAUUGUUAGAUCCCAGUCAACUUAAAUUGCCACGAAACUAUCUCACCUAAGUUCAUUUAAUUACACUGAUUAACAAGUAGAAUAUUUGCAUAACAAACUGUAGAGCAGUUGCAUCAACUAAAACAACACGCGCACACAAUUCUCUCUUCUUAUACAACAUAAAAAGUUUUAAUACUUUCUCCUCUGAG
Molecule: messenger RNA, 3359 nt
Organism: Monomorium pharaonis (pharaoh ant)
Lineage: Eukaryota; Metazoa; Arthropoda; Insecta; Hymenoptera; Formicidae
Exons: 3
Coding region: 1558-2289 (243 amino acids)
Source: RefSeq, a predicted model, not a curated record